UAUAUCUAUAUAUAUAUAUAUAGUAUCGUUGUUACUGCUGCUAAUAAACUGCACUGUUGCCGCUGGCGCUAACGAUAGGAUGAGCGAAUCGCUGGCUGCCGACUGUUGUGGUGAAGUGUUGUUUCGCUAUUGGAUAUCACUGUGAACUAGAGUGCUGUGUUUAUUACUUUUGUGCUGGUGAGCCUGUUCGUGUUUCGUCAACGUCGAUGUCGUUUGUCACUGAGUUUUCGUUGUCAUUACUGCCGUUGCGCCAUCGCUGCCGCCACCGGGACCGAAGCAUCUGCGGCAGCUGCCGCGGUCAUCAUCAUCUUGUUCUCUCGAUGUGCGCGGGCUCUUUCCUGGCGCCCGCCAAACCGGCCGGGAUUUAGCAUCCGGCUGGUCUCAGCCCGCGCUCUCCGCUUAGCGGGUCAGGCGCUGCGGGAGCAGCAGCGGCCAAGAGGAGGACUUCUACCGACGACGGGACCAGCAGCAGCAAAGCAGACAGAUUGUGUGUGUCGGUUGUCGUGUUGUGAAACAAAAUGGCCUCUCGGGUCCACCAGCGGUUUCCGGGGGCCCGAGUGCCCCGUGGCGGGCGAAAACUCGUUAGGUGUGGGCCCGUAAAACCGCCAGAACAUUCCCCCAACCCACUGGUCAGGGGCGCCGCAAGAAUCGCCCGUGCCAGGGCCCGUUUCGUAAACGUCUUCGGCGACUCGGCCUCCGACACCGAUGAGGAGGAAUUUGUUGGCUUUGCCAAAGAUGGAAGCAUCCUCUCUUCGGAGGAUCCUGGAGGGGGACGAAGGCCUAAAAAAAGAAAGGGUACGCCGUUGGAAGUUAACAGGCUUGAGCCUAAACGGCCUGCGGUGGAAUUGCCUCAAAACACGGCGAUAGUGUCCUCACGGGAAAGACACGCCUCAAAUAUAGACGAUUCGGCUGCGAAGCACAGCAACAACGUUGAUGAAGAACGCUCCGUUAGGAUUCCGCAGGAACGAGGCCAUAGUAACGCCAGCCACGUGAAUACUGGCAAGGAAUCUGCAACUUCGAUGAAUCAGGAGUCAUCUAAGGACACUUUCAAGGUGAGUUGCCGAGUAAACCGACCUCAAGAGAACAAGGAACAGCAUAAGACCGCCAAGGACAAUCGGGGUGUUGAGAAAGAAGGGCCACGAAGUCGAGAUCGAAGUCAUCACGAACGCGACGCAAAGGUCAAGGAACGUUCCGCCCAGGAGGGCAAAGACGUCAAGAUGAAGGACCGACGAGACAGCAGCAGUCAGGGUGGCCACGAGUCGAGAUCUUUAAGACACAGCCGAGAUGGACCAGAAGACGAUCCCAGCCAGGACGAGGUGCGCAAAAUGGCGUCCCUCUACACAGACGAGCUCCUCGAUUCUGAUAGGAGCAGUAAGCAUAAAAGGAACACCAAAAGUUUGGCUUCGGAAAAGGACCGCGUUGAAAAGCUAUUAAAAGCCCAAUGGGAGGCUCGAUUGAAUCGAAACAAAUUGCAACAGCAGCAGCAGCAGCAGCAGACUCCAGCUACGAUGGGAUCAUGCCCCUAUCCGCCGGCUGGUUUAAGUAGCAACAAUCCUGGGAACUCCAAAACAUUUCAGCAAGAUGGAAGCAGCAAAGGACUUUUGGGGAUGAUGCAGACCACCUCAAAUUCUGCGAGCCUAACAACUCCAGCAAAAAGUAGUGGCCCUGUUUCGAUCAAAGAUGUGAUGGCAGCUGUCGGAAAUACAUCGCGUAAAGAUACACAAACAAGCCAAACAUUCUCUUCAUUGGGAUCGGUAGCUGUGACACAGAGUCCGGCUUCUGCUGGAUCUGGACGCCCCCGAAUACAUCCUCGACCAUUGCUGCGCGAGCCCCGACUAUGUCUCGAUAAAAAGCAGCGCUGUGUUAUCUGUAGCGUCGAAAAAGGCGCUGCUGGUCACCUCUUACAGGAGUACGACCAGCUAAUCUGUAAAGUAUGCUUCCGUUUUUUCUCCAAGUUUGUUCGUGUUCCUCUUCACCUAAGGUGUAAUGGUGAAACCCUGGGCAACUGCCAGCUCCUCGUGGCGCCGAGGUGCCGCGCUUGCUGGGCGCAAUCGUGCGUGCGAAACCUACAAUUCGAUGGGGCGGUGAAAAGCAAACUUCAGAACUUUCUACAUGAAAAGAAGGAGGAUCAACUACAGAAGCCGCAAGCGCAGCGGGUGGUACAGCAGCCACUCUAUCCAAAGUCGCAACAGUCAGCCGCCGAGAAAAGUCACCAUCACUUACAACAGCAUCAAUACAAUAGCGCUCAACACCCACAUCAGCAUCAACAUGGCCAACAACAGCAUCAGCCACAGCAACAACAACCAACAGCCCAAAAUUUACCUUCUUUACCUCCUGGCAUCAGUGCCAACGUUGUUAACGAGCCCCGAGUGACACAGCAGCCAGAAUCUCGCAUUUCCGGUAUUUUCAAGGAGCCUCGGCCUUUUCCGCUUCCUUUGUCGGCAGCUCGACGGGAGCAGGAAUUCAGCUUAACGCAGGCAUCGCAAAGAAACCUCACUCUUUCGUCAAGGUGCUCGCUGUCAGGGGUUCAAGAGAAGUCAACGAGUGUUCACUCAGCGACGAUACCUUCGUCAUCGUUACACGCAACGUCUUGUAAAAUUAUAAGUAGUAGCAGCGGUAAUAAUAACAGCUGCAAUUUUAGUGGAAAAAAGGAAUCUAUUGUUGUUAACAAUAUUCAACGCCCAGUCUCGUUCGCUCAAUGUUCUACUAACGAGGGCCGAGACCCAGCGACGACGACAACGACGACAACGACGACGACGACAACGACGACGACGACAGCAACAGCAGCAACAUCCACAGCCAUCGUUGCCGUUAAAUUAAAGUCGUCCUCAUCGCCAAGAGAGCUACCGAGAGAGAAAGAAGGUGCGAGAGUCAAGCAGGUGUGUCGAAGGGGCCCAGGCGUCAAAAGAAAAGAGUCCGCGGUCGGAACAAGUUUCAGCGUGGGCCAUGAAGGAAAUUUGGCCACUUCUACAUCGUCCUCAAUGAAGACAGAAGGACUACCACCCCCGCCGCCGAAGACGGGAGCAUCUUCGGUAUUUGGCUCUAUGACUACGAUAGCGACCGAGCGGUCCGCGUUACGGAAGCAUCACUUGGUUAACAAGAAGUCGGCAGCUGGAGCAAUGGCACCAACGUCUGCGGUGACAUCUGCUAUGUCGACGAUAUCCUGCACACUGACAGCUGCAGCAAGCACUGUAGUACAAAGCGAAAGGCAUAAAGAGGAGUUUAAGGAACCGCGCCGUGACAAUUCGGGCAUUGUACUUAGUCGGAAGGUUCGUGCGCCUGUUCGAGCGCAUCCGACGAAGCGCUGGGAAAAUAUGGAGCCUACUCUUGAGUACCCGGGUGUGAAACCGCUGAACUGGAGUUCCCUUGGCGAGGAUCUUUCACGUCUCCUAAAUAUCGGCCUCCCCGUGAUCGUCGCCAAUCCCACACAAUUACCCAACGUUCUAUUAUGUUUUGUGUGCGCCUCAAGUGUCAAACACAACAGCGCUCUAUACUGUGCCAUGUGCUGUGAGCCGUAUCACACGUUUUGCGUACAGAUUAAAGAGGCGGAUAGUGUUAACCCGUUAAGUUGGUUAUGCCCAAAAUGUCAAGCCUGUACGGGCUGUGGCAAGCGUGAUCGCCGCCAGCAGAUGCUCAAAUGCAGUAACUGUCGACAGGUGCAACACGCCCGAUGCGUACAGCCUGGCUAUCCAAACGCGCCAAGUAAACGAAAAUCUAUAUGGACUUGUGUCCGAUGCAUACGCUGCAAGUCGUGUGACACCAACGCUCGAGUGAUGUCCGGCUGGAACUUCGAUCUGCAACUGUGCGCCGAGUGUGUCUCACUUCGGCAGCGGGGCAAUUUCUGUCCGGUCUGUGAACGCUGCUACGAAGCGGACGAUUACGACAUCGAGAUGGUGGAAUGCGCUAGGUGCCGUAAGUGGGUGCAUGCCGCGUGCGAAAACCUCACACCGGAUGAAUACCAUCUUCUUUCAGUUUUACCAGACAGCGACACGUUUACAUGCACUCGCUGCGGUGGCCCCGAUCAAGCCGGGCAGAGAAGAGAUCUGCUGGCAAAAGCUACCCGAAUGCUAAAUCACAAAUGUGUUCUUGUGCUCAAUCGAGUUCAUUCGCUGAGUCCGGCCACGAUGGCGUUAGCAGGUGGCGUAAUGGAUAAAGCGUCAAACAACAGCUACCUAUCGCUUAAGGCCUUUUGUCGUGAUAUCCUGCAGGCGGCCUUGCGUGGGGGUGUCGCAAUUAAGCCACUCCGUGAAAUGCUCCUUAAUCUUCUAGGAUUCUACUUUCGUGAUCUGAACGACAUGAUUGAUCAGCUAUUGGUGGUUGUCAGUCCGACGAAGGAUGUGAUGAGAGGCGGAGACAAAGACUCAAAACCAUUAUCGUUACCAAUCCUUCCGCCAAGUGCUGAUCACCACUAUGCUCGUUUGGAGGAUGGGCAACAACAAGAGAUCAAAAAGGAGAAUACAUUGAGCGACUCACUCGAAUGUGACCAGUUUCGGGAAGAUGGUCGUUUAUGUUCAUUUUGUGGUUCACGAGGCGACGAUGCCGAUUGUGCCGGUCGCCUCCUUUAUCUCGGCUGUGACUGCUGGGGUCAUGCCAACUGUGUUCUCUGGUCAGCUGAGGUAUAUCAGGAUGCCAAUGGAUUCUUGCAUAACGUCUAUAUGGCAAUGGCCCGAGGCCGCUUUCUCAAGUGCGAGCUGUGCUCGGCGAACGGCGCUACGAUAGGCUGCUGUGAACGCAACUGCGUCGCUAACUAUCAUUUCGGCUGUGCACUUCGGGCCGGCGCCGUUUUUUGUCGUGACAAAAGCGUAUUCUGUCUCAAGCAUUCGCGACUUCAAGGCGGCAUCGAGCCUGUUCGACAGGAAGAGCUGCUAGCAUGUGAGCGGCCAAUGUAUGUGGAUCAGACCGAGCUGAAAAACAGUUUAGGCCGACAUAAAACGUGGAGCCAAGGAGCACGACCAGCAUUGGUUCGUGUUUGUAUCGGCGGUCUAAUCAUUGAGGCACUUGGACAUAUCAAGUUGGCGUCGGACUUCGAUCCCGAUGUUUUAGUACCGGUUGAUUUUCGUUGUCGUCGAGUGUUUUGGAGUGUCGCCAAUGCUGCGAAGCGCGCCGAGUACCGUCUAUCCACUCGACAGGUCGACCCAAAAUGCUUCAACGACCCAUUAGCUCACUCGCUAACUGAUCACUGCGCUAAACCGAUUUCAUCAGGUUUUGAUGUUGCCGCUUCAUCAAUGGUGUCGUACGACGCUGAACGCGAGCUCGACACUCGGCUUCUCGAGGAGCUGUCCCGAUGCGUCCAUUCAUCCAACUCGCAUAUCGACCUUACUGAGUUUCUAGAAAGUGUCACGCGAUCUCUUGACCCCGAGUUGGCCAGCGGUCAGCAUCAAACCCAAAACCAGUCCCAGCAGCUUCAUCAAUCUAACCAUCUUGUUCAUCAGCAGCCACAGCAGCAGCAGCAGCAGCAACAACAACAACAACAACAACAACAACAACAGCAGGACUGUAGUCACCUUCAACAACAGCAGCAGCAGCAGCAACAACAACAGCACGCGCAGGCUCAUAUUCAACAACAGCAUCCAAAUCAAACUCAGGUGUCUAGCGAUAUGUCAAGCGCUGGCGAUUCCGCAAGUGAUGCUAUUUCGAUGGGAGUCGACGUAGCCUCACCCUCACAUCAAAACACCUGUUCGCUUGAAAACAUCGGAGAUCCGACUGGAGAUGUGUCCAGUCACCAACAACCAAGUCAUCUUCUUCAUAGUCAACAAUCUGAGCUAACGUCAGUCAAUAGCUUAGAAAACAACACCGCUGCCUGCCUUUCGCAUAUGUUAGACCACUCAUCGCAGCCUCAGACGCAACACUCUCAGCAGUUGAAUCUUGGGGACCACGUGGACCAGGUCUUGCUUGGAUCGCCUCAUAACUGUGAACAGACACACGCUAGCACUAUUACUGUGACCCAGCAGCAACCACCGAUGGGUCAUCAAGCCCAGCUAAGUUCAACCACUCAACAACCGCAAGCUCAUCACUUGAAUGGCAAUAAUCAAGCAUCACCUUCGUCUGUAGCUGCAACGACAGUGGCUUCGGCGCAGCAGAUGUCGAGUCCAUCCCCCCAGCAACCGCAACAGCAAUCGACGACUGCUACCUCUGUAACGGCUGUUUCAACAGGUAUGGCAUCCUCCAUGCAGACUCCGAUAUCGGCUGUGGCUACCACCGACGGAAACCAGCAACAUCAACCCCAACAUGCGCAUGUAUCGCAACAUUCAGUUCAACAACAACAACAAACCCAAACGUUGCAGCAGCAGCGGCAGCAGCAGCACGACCCAGCCCACUCUGAUGCGCUAGCCCAGAGCAUAAGUACAUCGACCACAGCGGUAACAACUGGUGGCGUGGGAGUUCUGGGCGCUAGUGGGAUCGUCUGUCCAUCGACAGUUGUUACGAGCGGUGGAGCUGUUGCAGCAUCUACAGGUGGAGCCGUUCACCAUCACCAUCAUUUUCAUCAUGGAUGUGCUCACGUACGUCUAGCGCACAGCUGUCUCGGUCAUCAGCAUCAGCACAACAACGGCAGCGGUAGCAACGGUCCACUUUCAGGUAACUGCGCCCAAGGUGGCGGCAACGGCGAACUGGUUGGCAUCAGCUGUGUUAACAAUCAACAACAAUCAACAGCGACCGCAGCGACGGUGGGCGGAAGUCUCCAGCUCACGGAACAAACGACUGGCACUGUAGCUUCCGCAACGCAGCAACAGCAAUCUACAAUGGUUCAACAAACAGCACAACCUCAACAACAGCAACAGGCAAUGCCUCAGACUGGAGUUACAGCCCAGCAAGGAAACCUUUUAGCAGCUCCCCUUCAGACGUUGUUAAAGAAGCGGGCUGAUGGCACCGUGACGAUUUCGGUCGAGCAGCUAAACCAGCUCAAUAGCCACCUUGUGUCGAAUAGUCCAUUGCUCAGCCAUCCGAGUGCCAAGGCUGCGGCAACGCUAAUCAGUGCCACAGCUUUUUCAGGAACUGGUGGAGCUGCCAAUACUGCAACGGGAACUACGCUAACAAGUGGUCCCACACAUCAUGCCGGCGGUGCCACAGCAUCUAGUCCUAUGCAGGUGUCCGUAAAUGGGUUAGCUGCGCCUACUGCGAUACCUUCGGCCGGCGGAACUGGUCCUGGUAAUGUCUUGUCCCAACACCAGAUCCAUCAUCACCAUCACCACCACCAUCACCACCUGCAUCAUCCGACAACGGUGUCGAUUCAGCAGCAGUCUACUGCGGGCUCGUCCUCCGUUUCGUCGCUCACAACAACAGCCUCAGCGACAACGACAACGCCAGCUGCUUCCCCACUACUCUCACCGUCGGGCACUGCGGUCCAACUUCUGCAGCAGGCGAACGGUAACCUGACCCUGCUCAGCCCGAACAACAGCCAUUUGCAUCUUCGCAGUGUCGGUAUGAGUGACGUACAAGGGGCUCUGUUAAGUCCUACAGGGCUCGCAGGUGUCCCAGGAGUGGUUGCGAGCCAGCUCGUCAACAAAGUGUCACCUCCUCGGCCGAAAACAAUUUUGCCAAAAAUGAGCGCCCUUCCGGUGCCUGCGGGGGCUGCUGGGGGUACAGGUGGCACCGCCGCAACUGCGGCGACAGCUACAGGCCAAGUGAAAACUACCACCGUUCCUCUAACAAAAGCGAAUUUACUUGCCGCAGCCGCAGCUGCUAGCGGUCCGUCGAGUUUGCUGACAUCGCCGACGAUGGCACAAGCCCUCGCUCAGAAUCCGCUCGCAGCGACACUAAACGUUCAACAGCAGCACACUGCUGCAGGCCUGUCAGUCCCACAGCUUCUUGGGUUGGCCCUCCCGCAGCAGAGUAGCGGAAAUAACGCGCCUUGCGAAGUGUACGAAGUACCAGGCGGAACGAUCAUCAUACCGAAGAAGGGCGUCGUCGGUGCAACCACCUCGACGCCAGGCGGGGUUGCCGCGGCCUUGAACCCCCAAGCGGGCGGCCUUAGCUAUCUCGGAAGCGUGCCUCUGCUCGGCCAACUAGGACAGUUAGCUGUCGGCAGUCAACCCUGGCCCCUGGCGGCCCCACCAGCACCAACGAUUCAGCUGAUUCAAACGCCGACUGGUCAACAGGCGGUACUCCUUAAUCCGUUUCUGCCUACACCGCUUAUCUAUCCUCAACUUGCUGUACCACAACCAAACCUUCUGCUGCAGCCACAGGGCGGAACCACGUUAGCGCAGUUGGUAGCCGCUGGUCAACAGGGUGCUCGUGCGGGACUCGUCAACACUCUCGGGGCCCAAGGCGCCCUUCAGAUGCUCAAUCCGGCACUUAUACAGAAGCUUCAGCAGCAGCAACAUACUACGGCACAGCAUAAAAGCUCACCGACUGGUCAACUGGCGGCGGGCACUACCAAAAUAUCAGUGACCACAGCUUCAACAACGAACCUCGGCUCACCACUGAGUUUGCGUACAAAUCAAACUAGCAGCACGCCAAUGCUAGGUACAAGUUCUGCGAGCAGCGGCAGCGGCGGCUCAGGAAGUAAUGGGGGACCAUCACCAUUACCCUGUCUACCUGAGAAAAGCAGUCCAUCCGAUGUUGUAUCGACUACUACGCAAGACAUUGCUGAAGACAAGGCAUCGCCUCGUAUUGGUCAUAUUGAAUUGGGUACGGAUGGUGGAAGCAGUCCUGCUCAGGAACAACACCAACAGUCGCAAGAUACCACGGCACAGAUUAACGUCGGACUCCUCGGAGCGCAAGGCGGCUCCGAUGGAUUGGGACAAACAGGAAGUGGCGGCCACCUCAGCGGAGGCGGGAGUGCGAGCUCGCAGCCGCAUCGGCCUAACUCAAUGAACAGCAAUAACGACCGCUACCCUGAGCCAGAUUCGUCGACGAAUGAACUUCCUCUGAUCGAGCGGAUGGGCACCUGUUCUCCGUUGUCGUUACCGCCGCCGCAGAGUCCAUUCUCGUCCUCGCCGUCGCCGUCGUCGUCGCCCUGUGACCAGGAAGACGCCGAUGCUGAGAGCAUCCUUGCCUUACUACAGAAAGCAGCAAACAAAAUCAUGGAUGCGGGGUUGCAAGUCGAGGUCGCCGACAGUUGCACCGAUGACGAGCAGCAAAGUCUAUCCGUGCAAAUGGACUGUAGCUCACUUAACGCUUCGGCUUCAGUUCCGCCACCUUCAAUGCAUAACCAGCAGCAACAGCAACAUUUGCAGCCGUCACAGCAAGAGCAGAAUUCGUCGGAUCAUCAACAUUCUCCAGAGAUGCUGCAUCUACAGCAGCAUCAGCCACAGCAGCUUCAGACACAACAGCAGCAGCAAGUGCAGCAGCACCUUCUGCACCAACAGCAGCAGCAGCAGCAGCAGCAGCAACUCCAGUCCCUGAUGAUGGACCGAGGUCCGCAGCACAAUCUCGUGGGAUCACAGCACCAUCAGACGCAACCACAGCAGACGCCACAGCAUUCCCACCAGCAGCCGAGUCUCCAGUCUCAUAUUCAACCGCUUCGGCCGCAACAACAACCGGUGAUACCACAUCAACAAAGCCAGCAGCAGCGACAAGGGCAACUGCAGUUGCACAGCCCUCAGCCACUUGGCGGACAGCAGCAGCACCACCACGAGACAGGUGGCACUGGGUCCCAGGAACAACCACAGCAUUUAGUAGGCUCACCACAGAGCUGCCCUAGCAGCAUUAUGGGCCUCCACAGCAGUCCGCAUAGUCAUCACGCACAACAGCAGCAGUCGCAGCAGCACCAUCCGCAGGUACUUAACCAUCAUCAUCAACACGGUGUCGCGGUUCAGAGUAACAGCGGAAAUACGAAUACUAAUUCGAAUCAUACGACUACUUCCAUAACAACAAUUCGUCUUCCAAUCGAGUGUGGCUCGGCGGUGUCGGCACAGCAUGAACAGCAGCAACAGCAGCAGCAGCUUCAGCAACAAACUCCACAGCAGACACAUGAACAGCUUCAAUCGCAAAUUUCGCUACAUGUACCCACAUCGCUACCGGGUUCGAGCGUAGUAAUUCAACAUGGCGUACAAGCACCUGUCGUUGCCCCAUCUACUUCGCCUGCCUCCUCGUCACUUUUGGGAGGACCACCGCUCAUUAGCGGUGAAGGAACCGGCUUACACCAUCAACAACAACAACAACAGCAACAAACGCAACAACUUCAGACUUCUUCAUCUCCUGCAGGUACCACUGACUCAGAAAUCGUCACUAUGUUUCCCGUAGUACCGCCGCCUCCUACCAUUACAAAAUCGUUACCAUCAGGCAUAAGUGGCGUGGGCAGCGGCAACAGCGGAAGCGGCGCGCUCACGCAAACUGUAUCGCCUCUAACACUGGUCGACGCCCCUCCCUCGGAUCGACCCUAUCUCAUCUAUCGGUUGGAAAGCAGUGACGGCGCCUACUCGAACGAGUCGCACAAUAUAAAUGCGCUUUGGCGUGAUUUGUUUGAACAGUUGCAGCUGGCAAGAACGGCGGCUAAUCUCGACCCGUUACCGAUCAAUGCUACGGAAAUUGACGGGUACGCAAUGAUGGGGCUGAGGAACGCGCUGGUAUGCCAUCUCCUCGAGCAGCUACCUGGUGCCGACGAAUGUCGCGUUUACGAAGCUAAGUACCAUCGGUGGAGGUCGCUAUACAAGAACGCGUCGGGGUGCGCGCGCACCGAGGCAUUCGACGGCCAACGCUCGGAUCACGACAUGUUCUCGUGGCUGACAUCCUACCAUAGACAUCCUCCACAGUUUACGUCGGGCAAUUCGAGCGGAGGACGUGGCGGUGCUGAUCACCAUGACAUGGCACCGGCCUGCUCAAAACGGCACACGUCACUUGACCUGCCAGACGCCAUGAGGUAUCGUCACCUCAAGGACACCGCCAAACAAGUGGCAGGCGUUUAUCGAUCGGGUAUUCACGGCAGGGGCCUAUAUUGCAAAAAGGACAUUGCCAAGGGAGAAAUGAUUAUUGAGUAUUCGGGCGAGGUGAUUAGAAGUACGCUGUGCGAUCUUCGCGAGAAGUAUUACGAGAGUCGCGGUUUAGGUUGCUAUAUGUUCCGCAUGGACAACGAUCAAGUAGUGGACGCUACGGUCAAGGGCAAUGCUGCUCGAUUCAUUAAUCAUUCGUGUGACCCCAAUUGCUACUCGAAGAUGAUUACGGUGGACAAUAAGAAGCACAUCGUGAUCUACGCUUUGAGAGAGAUUCGCUCGGGAGAGGAAUUGACGUAUGACUACAAAUUUCCUAUCGAGGACGAUAAGCUUCAAUGCACUUGCGGGUCGAGGAGGUGCCGGAAGUUCCUCAACUAAUCUUAUAUCAAUCCGUACCGCGAGCUGUGGAUGAACCGAAUGUGCCACUCGAAUCGUCAUGCGUGCUGGUAAAAGGUCCCCCGCGAACGUGUCAGAAAUGAACACGCUGCUCUAGGGUCCCGGAGUGACUAUAGCGCCUGCUAGAGCAACAGUCGGUCCACACAACGACAAUAUAAAGCUAUAGCGAAUAGUUGAGUAAGAGCUAAAGGGUUGGCAUUUGUCAAGCUUCUCAUAUCUUUUCUUCGCUGUUAAAACAACGAUGUUGUCCGAAAUGAUGGAGACGAUUUGCCAUAGGGCGGAUCGUAAGAAGGGGCAGUGUGUGACAAAGCAUUAUCAUUCGAUACAUAAACUAUUAUUAUUACGAAUAAUCAGUUUCCGGUCGAUUGUUCCGGGAGACCAUCUAUCUUCGUUUUACUACUUAGCCGAAUCACACAUAGAAGACACAUUGAGACUGGUUGCGAUGUGACAAUGUUGUAAAUGCAGUUAACGAAAGCUGGAAAGAAAUGUUAAAGGAAGCUGGAAAAGUUAGAUUACCUUUAUGUGACCGUGCAGAAAUUCUGGCUAUUGCAUCGCAUCGUCUAUAAAUUGACCGGUGAUUAUAGAAGAGAUCGGCAACUUAAAUUUCACAGUAAUUAUACACGCGUUUAUAAAGAUACACCCACGCACAUAUAUGCACACAACUAAUCAUAUACAAAAUCGCUACAAAGACUAGAUUUAAUAGCUGGUUGAAACUACGAUGACGGUAGAACACUUGAGAUAUUGCUCGAAUGCCCAGUGAAUGGGGGCAUAGAGCAGUGUUUUUGACAACCUGUGAUGAGACUGCUUGGGAAAUACAAUACCAGAUACUAAGAGAAAUGGAGACAACAUCACGAGGACAGCUAUGAUUUUGUAUUUUUCUAUAUAUCUGUGAACAUAGAAGAUAUAUAUAUAUAUAUAUAUAUAUAUAUAAUCUAUAUAUAUUAUACUGGAUGAAGCAUACUCGUUUGUAUUCGGAAGAGAAAGAAAUACUUGUUGAACAGUGAUGAAGAUAUUGAAAGAAGAAUAAAGAUCAACUGGGGGAUAGAGGUAUGUUGGCGGGAACAUGGGGCACGCCAUAGGUGCGGAGAGCGACCUCGUAGUUAGCACCCCCCCCCCCCUGCAGACGGUAGUGUAUGUAUGAUAUGGAAACGAAGGAAGGAAGGAACGAACGAACGAACGAACAUACCGGCGACAUGACAGAUGAAAAGCCCUAAUAUAAUGGUCAUAACAAGAUAAGUAGAUCAGACAUAUGAUUACUUAUAGUUCUGUAGAUGUAGAAAGUGACACUAUGAUUAUCAGUUAUUAUGUCUAUGACGAUAUGUGACCUCAAAGGUCGACCUAUUUAUGUUGAAGUGCACUUUUCCCAGGGAAGAAGACAGGUGAGAAAGAAGAUUAGGGAAUAGAUAUAUGGCAAGGACGACAAUUGAUAAUUAUUAUAUACAUUGUCAUUAUUGUGAUUAUGAUGAUUACUAUUGCUAUAUUAUCACUAUCACAACAGUGGGAGAACCCUAUUAUUAAACAACUGGGUGUUGAGCUUCUUGUUGACGUGAAUUUGUAAAAAUAGUGGGUGACUGAGUCAACGUCGUGUUGUUUUUAGGACACUCACUGCAUUGUCUCGUGGCAUUCAUGUCACAAAAUGUUUAUACGACACGCUAGAUAUCAAAGGAUUAGCGAGACGGACAAGAUUAAGAUCAUUUGCCUGCAACAUCAAUUUCAGCAUCCUCGCUACUAUCUAUCAAACAAUAUUAAAGCAACACCAUGUCCACACUCACGAUUUUCACCCCAUCAGAUUGUAACAGGGCAUUUCACGAGCCUUCUUGAACCCCGCCCCCGCCCCCGAGGCUCGAGGUGCCAUAAAGUGCUCUUACCACUUUUUUGCUGCGAUAACUAUUUGUUGAAACAUUACAAGCGGAAACGUUUGUUUCGUCAGAGUUUAUACCCCUCAUUUGUCACCUGUUUUUUUUCCAAAUAUUAGCAACGCGUAGCGUGGCUCUUUCCACCAUGCUAUGCAAAGCAAUUAGUCGAACAACAGCGUAUACGGUACGUGAAACAGAAAUUAUUGUUACUUCUCGCCAUAGCAGAAGGGCAUACGCGCCCAGCGAUAGACUUAUCGGCACUUGCAUCACUACUAAAUGGUAGAGCAUUGAGGAACCGUUGAUGAAUAAAGUCAAACAUAGCCUAUUUCGUAGGACAGAUGUCACACACAUCCAUACGUAAACAUCUGAGCCUUUACCAGAUCGAUCUGUAGAAAAAUUAAUAUGUUACUUUUCUAAUAGCAAAAAAUUUCAAACACAAGUGAGAUAUGAGAUAUAUAUAGCUUCGAAAAUCUUAGAACCAUAUUACGAAUUCGUGUUGAUCAUUUUUUUUUCCUCUUUAUUAUGAUUAUUACUACGAUUUUUUUUACUUUACAAUUUCUGCAGUUUA
Varroa destructor (honeybee mite) is the source of this 13691-nucleotide messenger RNA. RefSeq lists its product as uncharacterized. The record is from RefSeq and is a predicted model, not a curated record. Gene Ontology annotation, molecular function: zinc ion binding; DNA-binding transcription factor activity; protein binding. Gene Ontology annotation, cellular component: nucleus. NCBI's taxonomy places the organism in Eukaryota, Metazoa, Arthropoda, Arachnida, Mesostigmata, Varroidae. Gene Ontology annotation, biological process: regulation of DNA-templated transcription.